Molecule: messenger RNA, 760 nt
Organism: Pistacia vera
Lineage: Eukaryota; Viridiplantae; Streptophyta; Magnoliopsida; Sapindales; Anacardiaceae
Product: TMV resistance protein N-like
Exons: 1
Coding region: 28-549 (173 amino acids)
Biological process (GO): signal transduction
Source: RefSeq, a predicted model, not a curated record
UUGAUUAAAGUCAAUUGAAAGUUCAUCAUGAGCAUCCCAAGAGUCUCAUCAAAUGGAUCUUCUUCUUCCUCUGGUUGGAAGUAUGAAGUCUUCCUGAGUUUCAGAGGUGAAGACACUCGAAAGGGUUUCACAGGUCAUCUCUAUACUGCUUUGACUUGUAAAGGAAUUAAUGUAUUCCGGGAUGACAAAGAACUUGAGAUAGGAAAACCCCUUUCAUUGGAACUCCUUGAUGCAAUCGAAAAAUCAAGAAUCUCAAUUGUUGUUUUGUCAAAAAAUUAUGCUUCGUCUUCUUGGUGCUUGGAUGAACUUAUUAAGAUCGUUGAAUGUAAGAGCAGAUUGGGACAAAUGGUGAUUCCGGUUUUCUAUGAUGUGGAUCCAGCGGUGGAAAGAGAAGAGAGGGGAAAUUUUGAGGAAGCACUUACUAAGCAGGAAGAAGCUUUUAGGGACAAUAUCGAAAAGGUGGAAACAUGGAGGAAGGCUUUGAUAGAGGUGAUUAAUCUCCCUGUAUUGGAAUUGAAAGAUAGGUACGUAACAUUUAUUUCUUAUUAGAGCUUGUAUAAAAUUGAAAGAAUUAUGAAUUAAUGAAGGAGUGAAUUGUUUAUAAGUGCAAUAGUAGUUUAGAGAAGGUAGAAUAAAUCAUGGAAAAUGGAGAAAAGUAAUUUAGCCUUGAAGCCUUAUGGGUUUGAAUCAGUCAGAUAGUAGUAUGAAUAUUUUGUUAAUUCUUGCAAUAAUUUCAAUGGAAGUAGGUAGAGGGUAGUGG